AUGGCAUUGCAUGGAUUUGCACUCCUUGCGUGCUCUGCGACAUUGGCUGCUGCAGAGUGUCCAGCGCUGUGCACUGCUACAGUGGACAACACUGCAUGGCCAUGCCGGUACCACAGCAGCGGUUGUCAAGUAACGGUGGCAGCAAAUCCCGCUCGAACCAGUGUCGACGACAUAAAUAUCGUGGUAAUCAGCCCGUACAGUGGCGGCUUGGGAGACCUCAUGACCAUGGUGGAGCCUGCCAUCGCAGCAGCAACGCAGGAUGUAGAGAACAGUGCUUUGUUGUCAGGAUAUCGAUUGAAUGUGUACCUUGGCGACUCGAAAUGCUCGGUGCCGGAUGCAACGCAAGCAACCAUCGAAGCUUGCACGACUGGCCCCACGAAGCACGUCAUCUUCGCAGAUUCCUGCAGCGCAGCAUGUGAGGCAGUCAAUGACGCAGCGCGAUUUUUUAAUGUAUUGCAGGUCGGACCUGGGUGCGUUUCGACAAGCUUGAGCGACUCCUCGCGCUAUCCCUACUUCACACGCAUGGCGCCUUCUUAUCGCUUCAACGUCCUUGCAGUCUAUGAGUUCAUGAUGCUCAUGAACUUCCAACGAAUUGGGAUUGUGUACGGCUACCGGAGCAUCAACAUCCUCGCCAUGGACCUCUUAGUGGAGCUCGUUCAGGAGGACCUCGAUGCAGGGCGCUACAACUGGACUGUCCUGUUCAGAUCGCAAAUUACGAGUGAAGGUAACCUUCCGGACGCGCAAAGUGCAACAGUUGAGAUGCGGCGAAAAGAUUCUCGAAUCAACUUUUUGGCAUUGUAUCAGACCGAGGGUUCGAUGCUACUUUGCCAGAGCUAUCACAGCAACAUGCUUUCUCCGGACUAUAACUUCCUUGUGGCAUCUGGGUGGUGGAACCCGGGCUUCAUAACGGAAAGGGCUGGUGCGAGUGAUUGCCCUUGCUCUGUUGUCGAGCUGCACCGUGCUGCCUUUGGGGCAAUCGCCGCAGAUCGCGGACCAAUGCUGAACACCGACGAUGUCCAUGGCAUGUCCGGUCGACGACUGUCAGAUAUCUACAGCAACUACACGCAAGACUGUUCGAGCUUCGCGGGGGGGAUAGGAGUCUGCAAUCACCAGUGGGCCGGCUACUUCUACGAUGGCAUUUGGCUUAUCGCCAGCGUCCUGAACGCCUACAUGUCGGGGAACAGGUCUGUCGCCGACCUCGCCACGGCGGCGUCCCGGCAGGCCUUGGAGGAGCUCUCGUUGCAGGUGGACUUCAUGGGCGUAACCGGCCGGGUGCGGCAAUUCAACACGGUCAGCCCCAUCACGACGCCCCCUUCUCUCGGAGACCGUGACGGUGUCAUCCUUCUGCGUCAGGCUGGAGGUCCUGCCGAAGACACCUUCAACCAGCUAGCUUACCGCACAGGGACGGGCAUGCUCUUCCAGACGGACGUGCAAUGGAGCCCGGAUCCAGCGCACCGAGUCAGUUGCAGUGGAGCAUGCAGUCUCAGCAGCGCUUGGCUGCCUCCAGAUCGCAGCAGCAGUUGCCCGGACGGUGAAGUUUGGACUAACGAGCUGGGCUGUACUGAGUGUCCGGCGGGGCAGCAUGCGUCCGGUGGCAUGGCGAGCUGCCAGCCUUGCGGCAUAGGCUUCUUUGCCAGUCAGCCAGGAGCAGCUAGCUGCCAGCAAUGCUUGCCGGGGAGCUACUCCUCGGCGACGGGAGCCACGGCCUGUUCCGAUUGUCCAGCAGGUCACUUCAGAAGCUCAGCCGGGGCGACUGAUUGCCAGAAGUGCUCCGAAGGCACGUACGCAUCCCAGCCAGGUCAGAUGGCAUGUACCUUGUGUCCGCCUGGCCUGACAACCAGCUUCGAGGGUGCCGUGGAGCUGAGCAUGUGCGCAUGCGACGGUUUUUAUUGGCAAGAGCAGUGCAUCCACUGUGGCUUGUCCGAGCUGUUUGACAACGGUGUUUGCGUGACCUGCAACAGGAGUCUCAUCUGUGAUCAUGGCCUUGUCGUCGGAAAUGCCCCGACAAACGCCGAGUGGAGCAACACGCUCAACAUGGCAGGGCGGCAACGCACCCUCGCCCAGAAGAUGACGAACGAAUUCCUUCUCGUAGCGUUGGGCAUCAAUCCGCAAGAGAACAAGGAGAAGAUGCAGGCCACCAUCAGCCUUUUUGCCACCACACUUCAAAGUCUCAUGUUCGGAAGCAGCAGUGACCAAAUUCUGGCGGCACCGACCAAAGCUGUGCUGGACCUCCUGCAAAACGAAGUUCUGCCGGUCUACACCUCAAUGGCUUCUCUCCUGCAGAACGCCGGAAGUUCGCCUGGCGGUUCAGUGCUCUACGAGCUGUCCGAGCAGAAUAUGGUAUUAUUUACCGCGUCCGAUAACGUGGUAAACCUGCUGGGGGAGGCUGCCGAGGCCAGCGGUGCUCAAACUUCCGGACUCUUGGUGGACAUCGCCGGCAGGCAGAGAAGCCUGAUCCAGAAGAUGCUUAAAGAUGUUCUCUUUUGCGCUCUGGGGGUGUCCGUUCAAUCCAGCCUUGAAUCUCUGAGAAGAAACCAGAACCUCUUCGAAGACUCGCACAAUGCCAUUAUUCAGGGAGCUGAGUUCGCUUCCAUCCCUCGGCUGACACGGCUAUGCCCAAUGCACCAGAUGCGCCACGUUACCUACUACUACGAGGCAAUUCGAGGCCCUGUUCGCGUACUGCUCAGUGUCGAGAUGACAGAUGCGAUGGCACUGGCCGUGUCUGCAGCGGAAAACAUGUCCUCUCUCACCGAUCCCCUCGCGGAGGCCAUGAACGUCGCCGUGGAGUUGUACGUGAAUGAUCCUGGCACGUGCACUCCCCGCAAGAACAUGACGCCCAGUGAUUGGUGGCUUCUCAUGAGAACUAUGGCGUCGCUGCAAAUACGGAGCCAGCAGGUCUAUCGCUUGUACAUGCAGGUGGCUGCAGGGUCUCUGGUCGAACAAGGAAAAGUCGAUUUGGCUGUGACGACGCCGGCCAGCACCCGGGAAAAAAAUCAAUUGAUCCAGGGAUCCAAAGCCAACGGGAUACCCGCGCCACCGACGCAGGAUCUCCUGUCGAGGCUGUUGUCCUUAGCAGAUUUGUGGGAAAACCUUCUCUCGAUCCUCGAGGAGUCCAUCGCCCUGGAUUAUCUUCCCGAUUCCGAUGUCGGCCGUGUCGAGUAUCUUACCAAUGACAUGCGCGAUGUUCUCUCGUCGCUGGUGAACGAUCUUGUGGCCGAGGCAACCAUGGCGGUUUCGGAGGACGUUCCGAUAGGUCUCCUGGCAGUGAUCAGCGAUCAGCAGUCUAGCGUGCAUCGGCUCGCUGCCGAAGCCUACGAAAUUGCACGUGGCAUCCAUGUGGAGAAGGUUGCGCUCGAAGUCAAUAAGACCAUCAAGUCUUUCCAUUCGGUGCAAAAGGAUCUACUCUUGGGAGCUGCAGCCAGCACCAGGGGGCUUGCUUUGCGGAGAGUAAGCAAUGUAUGCGCGGUCCAUCAGAUGAGAAUCGUUGAAGAUGGCUAUGGGAGCCUGGAGACGGCUGCGCUGUCGGUGGUCAGCGGGCAGCACAGUGAGCUUGACAACCUGCGCGGGCGUGCCGAGGAGACCGUUGCCCUCAUGGACGUGGCAGCCGAGUAUCUGAUCACGUAUUACGAAGGGGGCAAUGUGACAUGUCAGAAGCACAACUUGACGUCCGAGGAGUUCCAGGAUUUGAUGCUAGAGGCAUCCGAGAUCUGUGUUUUAACGAACCAGGCGUUUAGCCUCUUCGUUCGCCGAGAUUUCGCGGAGUCCUUGGAGGAGAAGCUCGCAGACGUCACGACGUCCUUUGAGAAGCUCAUGCUGGGCUACCUACACCCCCAUCUGCCUGCACCCCCCAGCCAGACAUGCUACAACUUUGCCCUGCAAGUGGAAGGCGCCGUCAAGGAAUUUCGCGAUGUUAUGGACUCCCUUGAGCCUUCUAGCACGGUGGCCGCCAACAAAGCCGCUGGUGUGUGCGAGGCGGCACGGGCACUCGCUGGCAGGUAUGCCGAUGAGGCUGAGGCGGCCUACCCGGCAUGGCCGAGAGCAAGGGUGGAGCUCUUGAACUGGCAGAGGGCCUUGGCAGCACAAACAUUUGCCGCGGCCGCAGCGGAGUCAGGGGGUGGCUUGGCACAGGCCACUCAGGAGUUCCAAGACAUGCAUCUUAUCCUCCGCGAUGGUGGUCAGGAUGGGGCCGUGUCGGAAAUCAUUCCAGAGCGAGAGGACCUGAAGCAGCACUGGAAGCAGAUCGACGCGGCUUGGGCCAUCUUCAAAACGGAGACGCAGGGCCAAAACAGCGAAGCAAUGCUGCAAGCUUUGAUCGACUUGGAGAUGGAGCUGCUCUUGGCACUUCCUGCGUUUGGGAUCGUCGAUCGCCCCAGUCCUCCCAACUCCCCAUGGGUUUUUGUGGCGACAUACUCCGCAAUGACCACUCUGCUGUGCCUUUGUGGACUUUCAGGGUGCUGCGUAUUCUACAGGGUCCGUCGAAAGAAAGAAGACCUUCAGCCAUCCGUGGCAAGCCAAGCUUAA
Symbiodinium sp. CCMP2592 is the source of this 4521-nucleotide messenger RNA. Lineage: Eukaryota; Dinophyceae; Suessiales; Symbiodiniaceae. The record is from the annotation of a GenBank genome assembly.